This is a messenger RNA of Emiliania huxleyi CCMP1516, 1317 nucleotides long. RefSeq lists its product as hypothetical. The coding region runs from base 1 to 1317 and encodes 438 amino acids. The transcript has 5 exons. Lineage: Eukaryota; Haptophyta; Isochrysidales; Noelaerhabdaceae. The record is from RefSeq and is a predicted model, not a curated record.
AUGCACACGCAGGGCUCGUACGGUCAGGAUCAGGGCGCCUUCAAUGGUGUGCAACACAGCCAGUGCGUGCAGCGCAGGAUUUUGCUCCCCACUGGCGCUGCAGAGGCGUUCAACCGCGUUGACGACAGGGAGAUCUGCCUCGUUGCCGUGCCAUCCUCAGCAGACUCCUGUUGCUUCGGGCUUUGCUGCUGCCCCUGCGCACCACCGAUGGCCAUCCCAAGCGGCUACUUUGUCCUGAAGCAGACCUGGUCCAAACACCAGGGCGAGAUGGAUCCCGGCUGCGUAUUUUGCUGGCCUUUUUGGAACAAGAUCUCGCACAUCGUCAACAAGGCCACGGUUACCUACUCGGCGCCUUCGCGCCAGGUGCCGACAGCCGACAACGUGAUGGUGGACAUCAACCUCUCCGUCACCUUCUCCAUCGGGCCGGAUGGUGACGCGGCAUAUGACUUUGUCUAUAAGAUUGGCGCCGAGCGUUUCGACGAGUUUCUCUCCAACGUUGUGGAGGAGGGCAUCCGCGGCCUGGUCUACGGGGUGACGCACGAUCGUGUAAACGACCUGCGUGAGGAGUUCGCCAUGGGCAUGUUAAAGUCUCUUUCCUCGACGUUUGCGCCGUACGGCGUCAUUAUCCGCUCGGUCAAGAUCACCGAGACUGCCCUGCCGCGCUCCCUGGCGUCGCUGCUCGAGGAGACGACGACCUUCCGCACGCGCAUCGCAGAGAAGGCGAAAAAGCACGAGAACGCAAUUCGGGUGCUGAGUGACCAGGCGUCACAGGAGCUCGAGACGAUCUGUCGGACGAACGCGCGGCGCGAGCAGGACCUGCUCGCGCAGUGCCAGCGGUACGAGAUCGAGCACAAGGAGCGGGUGGACGAGCUCACGGGCGCGAGCACCGUCCGUGAGAUGGAGGCGAAGAGUGCCAUGGAGGUGCAAAUCGCGCGCGCGAAGGGCGAUUUUGACGUGGCGGCGAAGGAGGGCGAGCGCGAGGCGGAGAUGAUCCUGCGGGGCGCGCAGAUCGAGUGCGACAAGCGCAAGUUCACCGUCGAGGAGCAAGCGAGGGUGCGGAUCCUCGAGUCGGAGGCUAAGCUGGCCGCGGCCAAGAACAACGCCGACGCGCUGGUCGCUGUGGCAGAGGCGGAGAACAACUCGACCAAGGGGCUGGAGACGAAGAGAAAGUACGAGCUCGAAUGGCAGCGGCUCUCUGUCCUCAAGGACCUCGCCAGCACGGGCCGGCGCUUCUUCUCGGGACCGGCUGGCCAGUCGAUGCUUCGGGAGAUGGCGCCCGGCGAGGGUAAGGGCCCAUCUUCAGGCAAGUACUUCUGA